Molecule: messenger RNA, 6718 nt
Organism: Eublepharis macularius
Lineage: Eukaryota; Metazoa; Chordata; Lepidosauria; Squamata; Eublepharidae
Gene: KLHL3
Product: kelch like family member 3
Exons: 15
Coding region: 135-1892 (585 amino acids)
Biological process (GO): monoatomic ion homeostasis; protein K48-linked ubiquitination; renal sodium ion absorption
Cellular component (GO): cytosol
Molecular function (GO): protein binding
Source: RefSeq, a predicted model, not a curated record
CAGCCAUGCUGAAUCACAGGCGCUGAUUAAGCCUCCAGCUCGCCGGACCCCGGCCAGGGGCGGGAGACGGAGCGGCGCUGGGGGACUGGAGGCCAGGUGCAUGCAGAGUUCAAGCUCCGCUCGGGCUGCGUACAAUGGACGACGAAAGCAUCAAGCGGUGCCCUGAGCCACCUGAGGCAGCUGGAGAUAAGGACCAGCGAACUGUGACUAUCAAUCCUUGUCACAUGGGAAAGGCAUUCAAAGUCAUGAAUGAAUUAAGGAGCAAGCGGCUUCUCUGCGAUGUGGUGAUUGUUGCUGAAGAUGUUGAAAUUGAAGCCCAUCGUGUUGUCCUCGCAGCCUGCAGUCCAUAUUUCUGUGCAAUGUUUACAGGCGAUAUGACUGAAAGCAAAGCAAAGAAGAUUGAAAUCAAAGAUGUUGAUGGGCUGACGUUAAGUAAGCUGAUUGAUUACAUCUAUACAGCUGAGAUAGAAGUCACGGAAGAGAAUGUUCAGGUGUUGUUGCCAGCAGCCAGCCUACUACAGUUAAUGGAUGUCCGACAAAACUGCUGUGAUUUUCUUCAGUCUCAACUUCAUCCCACAAAUUGCCUUGGAAUCCGCGCCUUUGCAGAUGUACAUACUUGCACUGAACUGUUGCAACAGGCCAACGCCUAUGCAGAGCAGCACUUUCCAGAGGUGAUGCUUGGUGAAGAAUUUCUCAGCCUUAGCUUGGACCAAGUUUGCAGUUUGAUAUCUAGUGACAAGCUCACAGUUUCGUCAGAAGAAAAGGUGUUUGAAUCUGUCAUUUCUUGGAUAAAUUAUGAGAAAGAGUCCCGCUUGGAACACAUGGCAAAGCUGAUGGAGCAUGUUCGUCUCCCCCUCUUGCCUAGAGAUUACCUUGUACAGACAGUUGAAGAAGAAGCUUUAAUCAAGAAUAAUAAUACGUGUAAAGACUUCCUUAUUGAGGCCAUGAAAUAUCACUUACUUCCUCUGGAUCAAAGGCAACUGAUAAAGAAUCCUAGAACAAAACCAAGGACACCCAUCAGUCUGCCGAAGGUCAUGAUUGUAGUGGGUGGGCAAGCGCCCAAAGCCAUUCGGAGCGUGGAGUGUUAUGACUUUGAAGAGGAAAGAUGGGAUCAGGUAGCUGAGCUUCCUUCUCGGAGAUGUAGAGCAGGAGUUGUAUUCAUGGCAGGUAAAGUCUAUGCUGUGGGAGGUUUUAAUGGCUCUUUACGAGUCCGAACAGUAGAUGUAUAUGAUGGCGUGAAAGAUCAGUGGACGUCAAUAGCCAGCAUGCAAGAAAGACGAAGCACUCUAGGAGCUGCAGUGCUAAAUGAGCUUCUUUAUGCUGUUGGUGGAUUUGAUGGAAGCACAGGGCUGGCAUCUGUGGAGGCCUACAACUAUAAAACAAAUGAGUGGUUCUUUGUGGCACCCAUGAAUACAAGAAGGAGCAGCGUUGGAGUUGGAGUCGUGGAAGGGAAACUGUAUGCUGUUGGGGGUUAUGAUGGAGCAUCACGUCAGUGCCUUAGUACAGUGGAACAGUAUAACCCAGCUACAAAUGAGUGGAACUAUGUGUCAGAUAUGAGUACUCGGCGCAGCGGUGCAGGUGUCGGUGUCCUUAGUGGACAGUUGUAUGCUACAGGAGGACAUGAUGGUCCUCUGGUGAGGAAAAGUGUGGAAGUAUAUGAUCCUGGAACAAAUACUUGGAAACAAGUGGCCGACAUGAAUAUGUGUAGAAGAAAUGCAGGAGUGUGUGCAGUCAAUGGACUUCUCUAUGUGGUGGGAGGAGAUGAUGGUUCUUGCAAUUUGGCAUCAGUAGAAUACUAUAAUCCUGUGACUGAUAAAUGGACAUUAUUACCAACCAACAUGAGCACUGGAAGAAGUUAUGCAGGUGUUGCAGUGAUCCACAAACCAUUGUGACACACGUUCAAGUGAGUGCAGGGGAAAGAAAUGAAAGCCUGACUAGUUGGUGGCUUUUGGAAGAUACUGAUACUUGACUUUUAACCAGCACAUUGAUAUUGCACUUGAUGGCAUUACAAGUAUAUGCUAAGACCUUCAACCUUUGCUCAGUGGUGGGCAGUGCAGCAAUGUGAAAGCCCUGCUGUGAACAUGUUCCUGAAAAUAAGGUGUUGCUUAUUUUUAUUGAUGCAGUCAGCUGUUUUAUGUACAGCCAGGAUCCUGAACUGAGUCUGAACUGAAUUUCCCAGGACUGGGAGAAACAGUAUAUUGGAAUACUUCACUACUGAAGUCUGCAUACACACUUACACAUUUUAGAAAGCAUUUUCUAUUUACUUAUUACACCUGCUAGAGAAAACUACUACUGAGACUGGAAUUUAAAAUACUGAGCAAAAGAACCUGGAAGAAAUAGAUUGGAAGCUCUGGCUUUUACAGUUUAUUGUAUUUGUCCUCCUGUGUACACAUACCAACUGCUGUAAAUGUAUGAGUUAGUGCACUGAAGGUGUACCUUGAGUGACUUUUCAUCCUCGUCACAGAACUGCAUUAGUGAAAUCUAUUUUGUAUUAUAGGGUCAGGUAAGCCCGGCAGUGUCUUUUUCUGGGGUGAAAGCAUACUUCAGCUUCCCAAAGACCAGUAACCCCACUAGGAUACUGUGCUCAGAAGAGUUUCUGACCAUUUCAGAAUAAAUUUUGCUCAAGGCUGAUGGUUCAAAGUCAUAAUCUUAUGUCUCUUGCCUUCUACCAGCAAUUCAGAAAAUCCAAAGUCCAUCUGUUUUUCAAGGACUUUUAGAAACCAUGAAAGAGUAUGUUUUGAAAUGUCAGCCAAGUUUGCCACCAAUUCCAGAAGCACCAGAAUUCUGUGGCAGGUUUGGCAUUCCUACCCGGCUCUGAAAGCUACAUCAAGCACUGAGGCGUCUAAGCCCUGGCAAGUGCUGAGGUCAUCAUUGUGUGCCAAAAUUCAGGGGUCUCUUUGAGCAAAUAGGACUUCAGAAUAUCAAGCUGGAUGGCCAUCAGCCUGUCUGGAAAAUAAUCAUAAAUCCAAAUUAAGUUGAACCAACGGAAUCCAUUGACCCUCACGUACCUCAUGCAUAUUUGGCCAAAUAUCAGCUACCCAAGAUUAUACUGGAAGCUUUUAAGUGUCUUAAUGCUUCCACCAUAUGGAUGUUUUUAGUACAACUUUUUAUAGCAGUGGCCCCUUUAUUUUUUCCCCAAGCUUGCAUUAUUAUAUAUGUGUAAAGAAACUACUUGAGCUUUUAAUCAUUUCUUUUUUAAAAGAAAAAAGAUUUCUUAAAAAAAAGAAAAUCUACAUCCAGUUAAAUCUCUUCAUGCACAUCAAAAAAAUCUUCCAUAGUCUUUUUUAUAUUUAAAACAAUAAACAAACUGGAAAUCAUUGUUCACUGAAAAGUUUUAAUGUUGUUACUUUUGCCAUAUAUAAAGCCAACAAAAAAAGUUCAGUGAAAAAAUGAAGAGGAAAAGUAUUCUAUUCCUUUUGUCUUCCUCCAUUCCCCAUAUGUGCAAGAGAGAUUUUUUAAUUAGAGCACUGAAGUUAUUUCUGAUACAGAUAGCUUUUCUCUUAAAAUCUUUGUCAGAUAUAAACAAUGAGGAAGAAAAUAUAUCUGGUAGCUUUUAAAAAGUGAUGCAAAGAUGCAACUAGAUUAUUUUUAAAGGGCUUAUAUCCAUUAAUUAGAUUUUUUUUAAAGAUUGAUUUAAAAUAGCAGUAAUACGUUUUAUGAUACCUGUUCUACACAAGCACAAAUACCAUAUUUCAAAAUAUACUCUUAAGCAUGGGCCAUAUAGAAAUUACAUGUUCUCUUUAAAUUGCAUUUGAGCCUGAUGCUUGUCUGCUAACUGUAUUUUUCAGAGAAAAAUAUCAGUUCUUACAAUGUCUUGCUUCUGCAGAAUGGGAGGAGACGAAUAAUCUUUUCUAAAGAUAGGUUUUCACACCCUACUUCAUUCAGUCUCCAUGUAUGAAGCUCAGCCUACACAAACAGGAAAUGAGAUGACUGGAUAAAGUGAUAGAAUUGGCACAUAAAUAAAAAUGAUAUGUUAUGCUAUUUCAUUCUUUGUAAUGUGCCAAUUUAUACAUUUAGCAAGCUUUUUACCUAAGGGUCAUUCAAAAAGGUGGUUCCAAAUCUGCAAUUGGAAAUGGUACAUUCCACUCUGCUUCCUCAGAAAUCUGCCACAGUUCCCAUCUCUUCAGCAUUCUAGACCAGGAUCAAAUUCCAUACAACAGGAAUGUCUGAUGGUGUGGAGGUUCUCCGUUUCAUGCCCACAUUCAGUCUAGAUUUCAAUUAUAGCUGAGGAUCAGUGUUUUGACUGAUCUCCAUGUGGACAAUAUAAUGUGUAGACUGGCAAUAUGAGACAUCCACCCCAAUAAUAGUUCCCCUGGAAUCAUUUACACAUCAAGAGACCAUCCUCCUUUCAUUUGAUGAUGUAGAUGAACAUACACUGACAGUGAAUGAACUGCCUGUUUCCCUGGCCAUCAAGCUAUAUUCCAAUCCUAUUGCAGCUUUGACAGGCAGUGCAUUUUGGAGCUAACUUGAUAUACUCUGUGGACUACUAUAUAGUGAUUAUUGGAGGUGCUAAGAAUGUCUUUGCUUUUAUUCUAUAACAGCACCACAUUGAAUUUGGAAAAGCACAUAAUGUGCUGUCUGUUCAUAAACAGUCAGGACUCCUCUAAAUGGUUUUGUUCUUGGCUUAGAACCACAUAUCACUAGCAAAUGGUGUAUGUCACUCUUCCCAUGUGUAAACUUGCAGGGCUAAUGCAAGUCAAGUGACCUCAUUUUUCAGCUAUGCAAUAUUAAUAACUGCUACACACCCAACCAGCUGCAAUAGCCCCUUAAAGCGCUUUCAAAAUAACUUACAUUGUGUGUGCAUUUUUAAUAUUUUUACUAUGCUGAUUCUAAGCAUCUGAGCCAGAUCCUUUCAAAAAUUGCCUUUUAAUAGGGCUUGAAAAUAUAGCUUUAGAGCUAACAAAUGUUAAUGUAGCUAUUUUUGUAAGGUAAUUAUAAAGAGGUUUUGGAUCUCCUUUUUAUUUGGUGGCAUUAUGAUUAGUGUCUAAUCCUUACACCACAGGCCCAAUUCUCAUCAGCCAUUUGUGUAUGGUGGCUUGUAUAUUUUUGCAUGAAAAAGAGGUGGGGAAAUCCUUUAGUUCCUCUUCAGUUCAUUAAAAGAACGCUGCAGGACUCAAUAUUAACAGUGCACCAUUACCUCUUAAUAGUAUCAUGAAUUGCUGGAAUUUUUAAAAAAAUCUAAUUUAAAUCAAUUAUUUAUGUUGAUCUAUGUCUUGGCUGGUUGUUCAGCUCAAGUACCAAAUAAUGAUUAUUGUGUAUAGUCAAUUUCUGUCUUUUAUUUCUGAACAGAAUUGUGCUUUGACACUAAAUGCUGCUGAGAGAGGCUCAUCUUAUAAUGGGGUUAGGUUUGGUGAUCCUGUCAGCAUUUUUAUCAGUUUCCUUAGAAUAUGCCUUUGUGAUGUCAUAGGCUGAAGUUCUACAAAUAUUCUUUGAUGGAAUUGCUGGGCAGUUGUAGGUUCUUCAAUUUCCAAAGGAUGGCUUGUUUGGUUCAGAUAGGAGGACCUUCAUUCCCUACACCUAAGGGGUAAACCUAAAACUGUAUCCAAAGGUCUCCUUGUAUGUCCAUGCUGCACACGUACAUCCAAAUGGUUCACAGACCUUCAUUUUCAGAAGCUUAUUUAUUUUCUUUUAUUAGCUUUCUAUCUCAGUGUUCUGUUUAAAAUAGCACACAAGAUUCCAUCACAGUACUCUGCAAAAUGCACUCUUAAUUUCUCUGCAUUCAGAAUGCAGGUGGGGUAUUCGACCCAAGAGCAAAGGUAAACUGCCAAUGGCAAAUAUGUAAUAUAACAUUUUUCUCAGGCUUCCCUUUCAAUUUCUCAUAGUAAAUCACUAAUCUGCUUUUUGACCUUGGCGGGGUUUGAUGAGCAGCUUAGAGGGGAUGGUAGUAGUUCUGUGUGAUUAGCUUAUGCAAAGGAGAUAUUUGUGUGCGCAUGCUCUUUUUGAUCACAGCCCAAACAGGUUUUAUGAACAGGUUCCAAUGUACAGGUGUAUUUGGAAACAUAUCAAUAUAUUUAUAUUUUAAAAAAUGGAAAUGAAGCUAUUUUUGUUGCUCUAGUAUUUUUAAGCAUUAGAAUUAACUGCUUACUGUUGUUUGAAUUUCUCGUUUAAAUUGGCUUGAGGAAGGCUAAUUUUCAGUCCACUUGGCUCAACUGGAUCCUAGGUCAUACGUAUACGACUGUGACAAGAGGUAGCAUUGCACAACAGAGGGCAGGGGAAGGGGAGUUUUUCUUUUUUGCACUAUUUGUAUUUGUACAUUCUAUUGUUUAGGAGGCCAACCAAACAGCUACAUUUAUCGUAAAGUAUACUGGAUUUUUUUCAUUACCCCACAGGCAAAUAGAAGUUAAUACAAGUUGCUUUAUUUGAAACAUCAGGAUAUGAUGUGAAAUUUUUAUUUAAAAAAUAGUACUAUUUUGAACAUGACCAUUCUUUUCCACUGUCAUGCCAUUUACUGGUUUGGUUUAAUAAUUAAAGGGGGUUACCUGUGAGUCCUAUAAGGAUUGUAACUUUCAGAAUAUUGCAUUGCUCAAAACAUAGUGCGGGAAUAAAAAUGCAGUAAUACAUCUUUUUGUUAAGAUAAUAAAUUAUUUUAUUUUGCGGUAGAGUGGCAAUUAAUGCUAAGAAGUUUUAUUUGUAAAUAUAUUGUAUAAAAUAUGUUUUAAGACUAACAAGAUUGUAAAAAAGUUCUCCUUGGAUACACAAUUUGAAAAAAUAAAAUAGA